GUCAACAAAGGCGGUUAUCCUCGUAGAAAAAUAUAUAAUAAAGCUGGAGCCAUGUCCCAGGCAGUGAAGACGGAUGCACCCAAGGAACCCAAUGGUUCGGCGACUAAAACAAAUGGAACCGCUGUUAAUGGCAAGCUGGAGGCUUUGAAGAGACCCAGACAUGUCUCUGGUGGUGUGGAGGAGAUCAUAGAUCCCUUUUGUAAUCCGGAGAAACCUCAACGCAUCUCCUUUCAUGAUGUCACAUCGGCUGCCUUUCUCAUACGCGGAGGUGUAGAGCGUACUCCUUGUCCGAAAUCCACAUCAUCGGAUCUAUAUGGUAUGGAGUUGUACUUGAAAAAGGAUUUCCUGCAAUACACAGGCAGCUUCAAGGAGCGUGGCGCACGCUAUGCCCUUCUAUCGCUCACCGAGGAGCAGAAGCGAACGGGCGUGAUCAGUGCUUCCUUGGGAAACCAUGCCCAGGCUUUGAGCUAUCACGGCUGGAAGCUUAACAUCCCGGUGACCGUGGUCAUGCCUAAGGCAGCGCCCAUCAUGAAGAUCCAGAAGUGUCGCAACUACAAGGCCCGGGUCAUUGUCGAGGGCAAUGAUAUGGGCGAGGCCAAGUCUCUGGCCAUGCAUAUGUCCCGCGAGGAGGGUCUGCUCUAUGUCAAUGGCUAUGAUCAUCCGCAUAUAAUGGCGGGACAGGGCACCAUUGGUUUGGAGAUACUGGAGCAGGUUCCAGAGCCAGAUGCCGUGGUGGUUCCAGUGGGAGGAGGUGGACUCAUUGCGGGCAUUGCCACAGCAGUGAAGGCUCUUUCCCCUAAAACUAAGAUUAUUGGUGUGGAGUCGGAAAAAUGCGCUAGCUUCACCCGGGCCUUGGAGAACAAUGGACCUAUCCACACGCCCAUCAAGAACACCCUGGCCGAUGGCCUGGCUGUGCCCAAAGUUGGCUAUAAUGCCUAUGUCACAGCCAAGCCCCUCAUCGAUCGCAUGGUGGUGGUCAAGGAGGAGUGGAUUGCCGUGGCCAUUCUUCGCCUGGUGGAGGAGGAAAAGUGUGUGGUCGAGGGAGCAGGUGGUGCAGGCCUAGCAGCGAUUUUGGCCGGACAACUAGAUGAGCUCAAGGGAAAGAAGGUGGUGGUCCUUUUGUGUGGCGGCAACAUAGACACCACUGUAUUUGGACGCUGCCUGGAGCGUGGACUGGCCGCCGUGGGUCGCCUGGUCAAGUUCAAUGUGGAGGUCAGCGAUCGUCCUGGCGGCAUCAAUGAUCUGUGUGCCCUAUUAGUACGCGUUGGAGUCUCCAUUAAGGACAUUAUGCAUGAGAGAGCCUGGCUCAGGGAUGUAUACACCGUGGAGGUGAAGGUGGUGUGCGAGACGGUGGACUGGUCGCACAGUUUGGAGCUGAAAAAUGAGCUGAAGAAGUUCUACUCUAAGGUGGAGUUCUCCGAUGUCCCGCUGGCCCUGACCACAGGGGUCGACUCAUAGGCGGUUGUUGUUUAUAUAUAUUUAUAUUGUAUAUAUAGUACACAUAUGAUUUAUUCACUUCAGCAGCGCAGCGAAAAAAACUUAAAGCUUAAAACUUUGAGCUUAGUGAUUUAAGUGUAAACAUAAUCGUAGUCGAAGUAUAAAUGUAAAUUAGCCGUAAAUAAAUAUACAUAAAAUACAGAGUCUAGAAACGAAUUGACCAACGUAAGGAUACAUUAGGAUAAUAACUAAAACACAAACAACUAAGCAUAUAUAAAUUCACAAGCUUACAACUACAA
Messenger RNA from Drosophila kikkawai, 1736 nucleotides. RefSeq names its product Serine racemase (gene Srr). NCBI's taxonomy places the organism in Eukaryota, Metazoa, Arthropoda, Insecta, Diptera, Drosophilidae. Gene Ontology annotation, biological process: L-serine catabolic process; L-threonine catabolic process. The record is from RefSeq and is a predicted model, not a curated record. Gene Ontology annotation, molecular function: threonine deaminase activity; L-serine ammonia-lyase activity.